GUGUAUUCUUGUCUUGUAUUUCUUUUUGUCCUAGGUUUUCUCUUAUACAAGCUUCUUCUUCCUCUGCCUCCCUCUAAUGGCCUCCUCUUGAACUGUCUUCCAUGACCGUCUAAGAGAAAGGCUUUAGAGAAAGGAGAGAAGGAAGAACUUGAUUCUUCCAACGGAUAUAUAUCUUUUUAUAUCUUUCUUUCAUCAUUAUUUACUUUUGUUAGAUCAUCUCUUUUAAGGAGCAAAAAUGGCAUCUGAAAUCUCUUGGGACGAAAUCAAGAAUGAGAACGUGGAUCUUGAGCGGAUCCCUGUGGAAGAAGUGUUUAAGCAACUAAAAUGCACAAAGGAAGGUUUGUCAAGUGAUGAAGGUAAGAAGAGGCUUGAGAUAUUUGGGGCAAACAAGCUUGAGGAGAAAUCAGAAAACAAGUUUUUAAAAUUCUUGGGGUUUAUGUGGAAUCCUCUCUCAUGGGUUAUGGAGUCUGCUGCAAUUAUGGCCAUUGUUUUAGCCAAUGGUGGAGGAAAGCCGCCGGACUGGCAAGAUUUCAUCGGUAUUAUGGUGUUACUUGUUAUCAAUUCCACCAUUAGUUUCAUUGAAGAGAAUAAUGCCGGCAAUGCUGCUGCAGCUCUCAUGGCUAAUCUUGCACCCAAAACUAAGGUGUUGAGAGAUGGAAAAUGGGGAGAGCAAGACGCUUCAAUCCUAGUUCCAGGUGAUUUAAUAAGCGUCAAACUGGGUGACAUUGUCCCUGCUGAUGCUCGUCUCCUCGAAGGAGAUCCUCUGAAAAUUGACCAAUCUGCUCUCACCGGUGAAUCUCUUCCAGUCACCAAACACCCUGGAGAUGAAGUAUUCUCGGGUUCAACUUGCAAACAAGGUGAGAUUGAGGCCGUUGUGAUAGCCACUGGUGUCCACACUUUUUUUGGUAAGGCUGCCCAUCUUGUCGACAGUACCAACAACGUUGGCCACUUCCAAAAGGUUUUGACAGCUAUUGGUAACUUCUGUAUUUGCUCAAUUGGAAUUGGGAUGUUGAUUGAGAUCGUAGUAAUGUACCCUAUUCAACACCGCACAUAUAGAGACGGUAUUGAUAAUCUUUUGGUGCUUUUGAUUGGAGGAAUCCCAAUCGCCAUGCCAACAGUUUUGUCGGUAACAAUGGCUAUUGGAUCACAUAGACUCUCUCAACAAGGUGCCAUUACCAAGAGGAUGACUGCGAUUGAAGAAAUGGCUGGAAUGGAUGUUCUCUGCAGUGAUAAGACAGGGACUCUCACUCUUAACAAGCUCUCCGUAGACAAGUCAUUGAUUGAAGUAUUUCCAAGUAACUUGGAUACCGAUGCAGUUGUAUUGAUGGCUGCAAGAGCGUCUAGAAUCGAAAACCAAGAUGCCAUUGAUGCAUCCAUUGUCGGCAUGUUGGGUGAUCCAAAAGAGGCAAGAGAAGGAAUCAAAGAGGUACAUUUCUUGCCUUUUAACCCUGUCGAUAAACGUACAGCCAUUACAUACAUUGAUGAAAAUGGAGAAUGGCAUCGGAGCAGCAAAGGAGCUCCUGAGCAAAUCAUUGAACUCUGCAAUCUCCAAGGAGAGGCUAGAAGAAAAGCUCAUGAAGUGAUUGAUGGUUUUGCUGAACGUGGGCUUCGUUCUCUUGGAGUUGCUCAACAAACUGUACCUGAAAAGAGCAAGGAAAGCGAUGGUAGUCCAUGGGAGUUUGUUGGUCUAUUGCCACUGUUUGAUCCCCCAAGACAUGAUAGUGCAGAAACGAUCAGACGAGCCCUUGAGCUUGGUGUCAACGUUAAAAUGAUUACUGGUGACCAACUUGCCAUUGGAAUAGAGACUGGGCGUAGGCUUGGUAUGGGAACAAAUAUGUACCCAUCCACUUCACUCCUUGGAAAUUCAAAGGAUGAAUCAUUAGUUGGGAUCCCUGUUGAUGAGCUCAUUGAGAAAGCUGAUGGAUUUGCUGGAGUUUUCCCUGAGCACAAGUAUGAGAUUGUAAAGAAGCUUCAAGAGAGGAAGCACAUUUGUGGGAUGACUGGAGAUGGCGUAAACGACGCUCCAGCUUUGAAGAAAGCAGAUAUUGGAAUCGCUGUGGCUGAUGCAACUGAUGCGGCAAGAAGCGCCUCUGACAUUGUGCUAACGGAACCUGGACUAAGCGUGAUAGUGAGUGCCGUUCUUACAAGUCGUGCAAUCUUCCAGAGGAUGAAGAACUACACGAUUUAUGCUGUCUCCAUCACCAUUCGUAUUGUUUUGGGAUUCAUGCUUGUGGCUUUGAUAUGGCGAUUUGAUUUUGCACCUUUCAUGGUUUUGAUUAUCGCAAUCCUUAAUGAUGGAACUAUCAUGACUAUCUCGAAGGACAGAGUUAAACCUUCUCCUGUCCCUGAUUCAUGGAAGCUCAAUGAGAUUUUUGCUACGGGUGUUGUGCUAGGAACCUACAUGGCUCUUACCACAGUUCUCUUUUUCUGGCUAGCUCAUGAUACUAAUUUCUUCAGCAAAACAUUUGGUGUGAGGUCCAUUCAAGAGAAUGAGGAAGAGCUUAUGGCAGCUCUGUACCUUCAAGUGAGCAUCAUAAGCCAAGCACUUAUCUUUGUCACCAGAUCAAGGAGUUGGUCAUUUGUCGAACGUCCUGGGUUUUUGCUCCUUAUAGCCUUUGUUAUAGCACAGCUGGUUGCUACAUUGAUCGCUGUGUAUGCAAACUGGGGAUUUGCAAGGAUCCUAGGCUGUGGAUGGGGAUGGGCUGGAGUCAUAUGGUUAUACAGUAUCAUAACCUACAUUCCUCUUGACAUUCUCAAGUUCACCAUCCGUUACUCUCUCACCGGCAAGGCUUGGGAUAAUAUGAUCCAACAAAAAACCGCCUUUACAACAAAGAAAGAUUACGGCAAAGGAGAGAGGGAGGCUCAAUGGGCAUUAGCUCAGCGCACACUCCAUGGCCUACCACCACCUGAAGCAAUGUUCCAUGACAAGAACCAUGAGCUCUCUGAAAUAGCAGAGCAGGCGAAGAGGCGUGCCGAAGUGGCUAGGCUGAGAGAGCUUCACACUCUAAAGGGCCACGUUGAAUCUGUAGUGAAGCUGAAGGGGCUUGACAUUGAUACCAUUCAACAACACUACACUGUCUAGCCAUUUCUUGCAUUCUACUUUCCAUGAGUUCAAAUCAACAAAGUGAGCUAUGUACUCCACUUGUAUUGUUUUUAAACUAUAUGUAACAAAAAGAGAGAAAAAAGAGAGAUAAAAUAUGUUCUUCCGUUUGUUGAAAUAUAAUAAAACCUAGUUACUUGAAAAAAAAAAA
Molecule: messenger RNA, 3251 nt
Organism: Brassica napus (rape)
Lineage: Eukaryota; Viridiplantae; Streptophyta; Magnoliopsida; Brassicales; Brassicaceae
Product: ATPase 8, plasma membrane-type
Exons: 12
Coding region: 236-3082 (948 amino acids)
Biological process (GO): regulation of intracellular pH; proton export across plasma membrane
Cellular component (GO): plasma membrane
Molecular function (GO): ATP binding; P-type proton-exporting transporter activity; ATP hydrolysis activity
Source: RefSeq, a predicted model, not a curated record